UCCAUUUAUUUGAUUAUUUCCUGUCCUUUGUUCAAGCCGACAAGGGACGGCCGAUAGGCGUGGCAAGGAGAGGCGGCGACGAGAGAGGCGGGCUCGUUUCACCAAUCCGAGCCCGUGGCCAUGGAUCCCAUCAUGAAGCUCCUCGAGGACGACGAAGAGGACGAGAGCAUGCACUCGGGCGCCGACGUCGAGGCCUUCACGGCGGCGCUGAACCGCGAAGUGGAGGGCAGCGCCAGCAGCUGCGCCGCCGGCUCCUCCUCCAAGACGCUGGAUCACGGCGCCGGUACAUUACCUCAGGAAAGCAACCCAGUAGUAAACCACAGUCAUGGACUGUGGCAAAAUUCAGUGAAGAAUGACACUGGAAAUCAGGAGAGCCAGCAACAGGAACAAAAACAUUUAUAUUGUAAAAAUGAGCAGUCAUCCGUACCCGAAGCAGUUCCCGUAGGUGCAGAUAACAAACACCUUCACUCGAGUACUCAGAAUGAAUGUGACCAGCUAAAGGUUAAGCAAGAGACAGGAAACAAUGCUCAGCAAACUAGUGUUGGUCAGCAGCAACCUUUGCAACAAAUGAAGAGUCAACAAUCACCCGGCACAAACCUAACCAACAGUCCAACUACGGUGGGAAAAGCUCCUGUUGUUACAUUUCAUAUGCUAAUCCCGAUUUUGAGACGCUUCCUUGACAAAGACAAGGAUAUACAAGUUCAGUCCAUUUUUGCAAAGUUGCGGAAAAAUGAGGUCAGCAAGGAACACUUUUUAAAGGUUAUUAGGACAAUUGUUGGUGAUAAAUUGCUCAAGCAAGCUGCUUCGCAAUAUCAAAUGCAGGCUGCUCAGGCACAACGGAGUGCACAGGCAAAUCCAAGCAACCUUUCUUUGUUAGGUCAAGUUUCAGGCCAGCAAAAUGAGAACCCAAGACCACCUCAAUUUCGUUCUUCAUCAGGGCAAAUGCAGAGUAACAUGGAUUAUCCAGCUUCAGAAAGGAAUUUGCAGAAGCCUAACGAAACUGGUAACAUGUCAGAUAGGAAAGGAGUGCAUAUGCUACAAAGCCGUCCAUCUAACAUCCACCCAGUCUCGGUGCAAGCAACACAACAUCAUGUGCAGCGUCCACAGACAUCGUUGCCAGUGUAUGGGGUAAAUAAUAUUCAUGCCCGUCCAUUUCCCACAUCAGUUGGAGGUCCGACUGCACCAUUUAGACCACACAUGGCAGAUUCCAGUCAAAGAGGACAAUUAGUCCAGGGAGGUGUUACAACUGUCUCCGGGAGUGUGGCCCCACGACCAGCAUUGCAAAAUAAUCAACCGUCACGGCAACAACCAGCAAACAAGAACCAGAAGAGUAAUUCUUUCACCCCAGCAGUACAUAUGAACAACGAAGCUUCUAACCAACCCUCUGAAUCCACACAGAGUUCUUUUGCUGCCUCGAAUGCAAAACAACUCAAUCCAACCCUUUUAUCUUCAAAGGGUGGUGGUGUUCUUGAAAACCAAGCAUCUAUGACCACUUCUAAGUCUUUGACUACAGCAACCUCAAGUCAACCUCAUCGAUCUCAUGGAACUGCGGCAGAACUUGCCAUCCAGAUCCAAUCUGGUACCCAAGCACCUCCUUCUGGAGCAGCUUCCAAAACACCUCAAAAGAAGCCAUCUGCCGGACAGAAGAAACCUUUGGAAGCAAUUGGCUCAUCCCCACCACCAUCUAGCAAAAAGCAGAAGGGAUCUGGCGGUUUCCAUGAUCAAAGCAUUGACCAGCUGAAUGAUGUUACUGCAGUUAGUGGUGUUAACCUGAGGGAAGAAGAGGAGCAACUUUUUUCUGCCCCAAAGGAUGAGAGUCGAGUUUCAGAAGCUGCUCGGAAAGUUGUACAACUGGAAGAAGAAAGGCUCAUCCUACAGAAGGGACCUCUGACAAAGAAAUUAGCAGAGCUCAUGAGGAGAUAUGAUCUGAAGAGCAUAGGCAGUGAUGUGGAGCGUUGUCUAUCAAUGUGCGUUGAGGAGCGGUUACGAGGAUUUAUAAGCAAUAUAAUAAGGCUUUCAAAACAGAGGGUUGAUGUUGAAAAAUCAAGACAUCAGUUUUAUCCUUUAUCUUCUGAUGUUCGUAGUCAUAUAUUGAGGGUGAACCGGGAAGCUAGAGAACAGUGGGAGAGAAAGCUGGCUGAAGAUGCCGACAGAAUCAGGAAACAAAGUGACGGAGAUGAUACUGCAGCUGUUUCUUCAGAGAAGGAUAAAAACGAGGGUCGUGGCACAUCAAAGCAUGCUAAGGCUUACAAGGAGGAAGAUGAUAAAAUGAGAACAACAGCUGCAAAUGCUGCCGUGCGAGUUGCAGCCGGGGGGGAUGACAUGCUUUCAAAGUGGCAAUUACUAGCUGAACGACAUAAACAGAGAGGUGAAGUAGGUGAUGGUUCUUCCAGCUCCCUGCCAGGUACCAUGUCGCCUAACAAGCCAUCACCAAAACCUGGAAAAGGCUCAAGAGGACAGCAGGAAACUGAAAAGCGAGGCUGUUUUUCAGUGCUUGGACCUGGCGGCGUUAGAAGGUCAGCACACGUGAAAGUGGCACGGAGCAUCACGGUCAAGGAUGUGGUUGCAGCACUAGAGAGAGAGCAUCAGAUGUCGAAAUCGCCUUUACUAUUUCGGCUACAUGGAAGACCGCUCACAGAACCCGCUGCUAAAUAGUUUUUGCUGUCCGAAUUUCAAUUUUGUUAUGCUGCCAAAUAGUUAUUGCUGUCCGAAUUUCAAUUUUGUUAUGCUGCCAAAUAGUUAAUGCUGUCUGAAUGCCAAUUUUGUUAUGUUGCCUGUCCUUCAUGUUUUCUUAGCCAACCUGAGAUGCAUCUUCUCUAAGGAGUAGAGUGAUAUGGAAGAGGUCAUUUGCCAGGCAUGUAGAAACCAAUAGUGAUCCUACAUUUUGUUUUUCUCUUUAUUUUUCUAAUCUUGUGAUAGCUUUCGAUUUCAGCAA
Messenger RNA from Brachypodium distachyon (stiff brome), 2935 nucleotides. RefSeq names its product transcription initiation factor TFIID subunit 4b. Lineage: Eukaryota; Viridiplantae; Streptophyta; Magnoliopsida; Poales; Poaceae. The record is from RefSeq and is a predicted model, not a curated record. Gene Ontology annotation, biological process: transcription initiation at RNA polymerase II promoter. Gene Ontology annotation, molecular function: protein heterodimerization activity; DNA binding; RNA polymerase II general transcription initiation factor activity. The transcript has 14 exons. Bases 121 to 2655 code for a protein of 844 amino acids. Gene Ontology annotation, cellular component: transcription factor TFIID complex.